GAUGUCAUCGUUGCGCGCCUGGUCGGGGGGCUGCGGCGGCCUGAGUCUCGCAAGUGGCAGCAGCCGCGGUUCCUCCCCGGUGCCGGAGGGGGCGAGUCCCGGCUGCGGGUGGGAGGUGUUGUGCGCCGUAUCCAUUUCCAGCAGCUGCGCCGCCGGGGGCAAGCGAGGACCCCUCUGGUCUCGGUCCUGCCUCCAGGAGGCCUGGAGGGGUCCGUCGCGGCCGCCGAGCGCUUUGCCCAGUUUGCCCGGGCCGGCUGCCAGACGGGAGGCGUGGGCGGUUAGCAUGUGCACAGCGCUCGGAGACCUGCCGGGUGGGAUCAGAUCCCAGAGCCGCUGAGCUCUCCUCCUCCUCCUCCUCCUCGAGCCGGCUUGGACUUGUUUCCAGGCGGUGCUUUAAAGCCACUGGCCGGGGCUGAAGGAUUGUGUCUCAGUGCAGUUCAGUGAGCCUUGAAAAUCUUUCACAUUUAAAAGCUCUUUGAACUGGUCACACAUCUGAACAGGAAAGUAUCUGACAGGAUGGUUGCAGCUGGCCCUCCCGCCCAGGUCUGCCCUUCAGACGUGUGAGCCUGCAGCCCGGGGGAGAAACACGCUGCUUAAGUGUACAAACGAAUUAUCUGAAAUGGGUUUAAAGCCUUCACAUUUGAAGAAGUCCCUGCUUCAGUUUCACCCUGAACAUUUCAGGUACUCAAUUUAAUUGCACCUGACAUAAUUUUGGAACUUUAGAAAGUUCAGCGUGAGUACAGUCAAUCAAGUGAAGAUUUGGGCAUCAUGCAUCGGACUGUGAAAUCUUUUCUCCAGACUCUGAAGUUCAGUGUUGGUUGCUGCAGAUACUACUUUAACCAUAACUAUGAUCUGGUAUUAGCUCUUUGCAGUCAAAUAAAACCACAAGAAUUUCAGUUUACAAAGUGUUUGAGAAAUUCAUGGAACAACACAGACUCACCAGGGCACAUUGUGCCACGGAGAUUCUUUUCUUGCAAGGAUCUUCUGAAAUCAGAGCAGGAGAACUGGAAAGUAACUUCAGCAAGAUAUAUAGAUACAGCAGAAAGAAUCAAGAAGAAAUUAGAAGUAAUGUACAACAAGUAUACAUUCAGCAUGAGCAGCCCAGUGAUUAGGUUUGGGGAUUGUGUUUACUUUGAAGAAAAUGGCUGCAUAUUUCGCUCAAAAGGAGAUAGUGAUGAAGGAAGUGUUGAGGUUUUACUCAGUACUGAAGAUCUUGGUUUUCAUGAUGCGAUUAUUCAGCGCAUCAGAAUUUCCCCAGAUCAGAGGUAUAUGGCUACCAGCAUAAAAAGCUCAAAUUCUGAAGAGUCAAGGUGUAUUGUUACGAAAUUUGAGAAGUUACCUGCGGUGGAACAUAUUAUCCCAAAUGUGUUUAGUUUUGAAUGGGCUACAAAUGAUGUUCUGUUCUACACCAGUCAAAAGAACCUUGUAUGCCAUAAGGUGCUUCUGGCCACUUUUGCUAACAGAAAACAUGCUGAGCUAGUUUAUGCGGAACAAGAUCCAAGAUUUUUUGUGGAUAUAUAUUGCACAAAAGACAGACGUUUUCUCACCAUCAACAGUAACAGCAAGACUAGCUCCGAAGUUUGGUUGGUUGACUGUAGCAAUCCUUUUAAUUCACCUAUUCUCGUACAACGGAGAACUAACGGGGUCAUUUAUCAUGUUGAGCACAGAAAUGAUGAAUUAUACAUUCUUACUACUUAUGGAGAGCCUGCGGAAUACAAGUUGAUGAAGACUCCAGUUGGUUCCUAUGGUAUGGAGAACUGGCAAUUGGUUUACACGUUGAAAGAAAAAACUAAGCUAAUAGACUUAGAGAUGUUCAGAGAUCACUGUGUGAUGUUUUUGAAACACUACGGUCAUCUUUAUUUAAAUGUGAUUUCUCUUGUUUCUCAUUCAGUUCAGUCUAUUAAGUUACCUGCAUGGGCCUGUGCAUUUGAGUCAGAACCCCAUCCUGAGUACAAUGCCAGCACUUGCUAUUUUCAGCUCACCUCCCCAAUACAACCCCCUAAACGUUUUGCAUAUACAUUGGUGGAAAAUCAUCUCGUUGAGCAGGAGGCACCAAUUACAAUUAAUUGCCACACUCUACGGUUAGAAGCUAAGAGCAAGGAUGAAAUUUUGGUGCCAAUUACAGUUUUUUAUAAUACAAAUUCUAAAGAGCUACACAGGAAACCACUUCUGGUUCAUGUAUAUGGAGCUUAUGGCAUAGAUUUGAACAUGAGCUUUAAAGCUGAGAAGCUGAUGCUAAUUGAAGAUGGUUGGAUAUUAGCAUAUUGCCAUGUUAGGGGUGGCGGAGAGUUAGGCCUGAGUUGGCAUAAAGAUGGAUGUAUGCAUAAUAAACUCAAAGGUCUCCACGACCUUAAGGCUUGUAUAAUGCUCUUGCAUGAACUAGGAUUUUCUCAGCCAAAGUAUACAGCGCUAACAGGUAGCAGUGCAGGAGGAGUUCUUGCAGGAGCUCUGUGCAAUGCUGAUCCUGAUCUCAUCAGAGCCGUAGUUUUACAGGCCCCUUUCCUAGAUGUUCUAAAUACAAUGUUGGACACUGAUCUCCCACUGACAAUUGAAGAACAGGAAGAAUGGGGAAAUCCAUUAGCAGAUGAAAAGUACAUGGAAUAUAUUAAAAGUUACUGCCCUUAUCAUAAUAUUAAGCCACAGGCUUAUCCUUCAAUUUUAAUCACAGCAUAUGAAAAUGAUCAACGAAUACCACUGAUAGGAUUGUUAAGAUAUGUUCAUAAACUUAGAAAAGCAGAAAGGGAUCAUGCUAGAAGCAUGAAUAAGAAAGGAAACCUGAUACCUAAUAUCAUCUUAAAUGUUCAGGCAGGAGGCAGUCAUUGUGCUCCAUUGUGGGAGGAUUCAUUAAAUGAGGUUACAAGCCACCUUGCUUUUCUGUACAAAGAAUUUGGACUUGAGAGAGAAUAACUUGAAGAAGUGGUUUAUUUAACAUGCACAGUUAUUUCAGAAUUUGUUGAAAGAUUUAAAAACUGUGUAUAUACACUUUAGACUUCUGAAAAAGCCAUAUCACAUACCUGUAAAUUUAAAAAAUGAGCACUCAUUCUCCAAAGGAACCAGCUGUAAUAGAUCCCAGAUAUGGGUCCCUGCUUCUGGUGCAUAACCAGACCAGGGGCUCAUAAAGGCAGAGUUGUGUGAGCUACUGGCUUACAUAUACAUACCAGGUGGUAAAUUCCUUCCCUGCUGCAUUGGAGGAGCAGCGUCUCCUGCCUCUAGCUACCAGUUCCUUGUGCAAACACAAAAGAUGAAUGAAUACAAACAUGCAUCCCAAAUCUACAGAGGAGGGUGGAUCCCUUACAAAUUCUAUCUUCAUAGAAGAAUUAUGACUAAGGCAAAGAUUUUUAUCACUGUUAUUUUUAGUAAAAGUCACCGACAGAUCACGGGCAAUAAACAAAAAUUCAUGGAGCCCAUGACCUGUCCAUGACUUUUACUACAAAUAACCGGGGGGCGAGGAGGGGGAAUGACUUACAGGCCAAGCCCCCUGCCAUGGUGGGGGUCACAGCCCCCGCUUCAGAGCUGGCCACAGCUGCAUCCCUGCCAAAACCCUGGCAGCAGCUGGGGAGGGAGAUGCAACCCUAGGUGCACCCCUGGCAAAAGCCAUGGGGCUAGGGUGCAUGGCCCCAACCC
Trachemys scripta elegans is the source of this 3624-nucleotide messenger RNA. It is a transcript of the gene PREPL, whose product is annotated as prolyl endopeptidase like. The transcript is spliced from 15 exons. Gene Ontology annotation, cellular component: cytoskeleton; Golgi apparatus. Gene Ontology annotation, biological process: proteolysis. Bases 769 to 2907 code for a protein of 712 amino acids. The record is from RefSeq and is a predicted model, not a curated record. Gene Ontology annotation, molecular function: serine-type endopeptidase activity. Lineage: Eukaryota; Metazoa; Chordata; Testudines; Emydidae.